GCACAGAGAUGGCUAGGGAGCCGUAGCAGACUGCGGGCCUGCUCGGCUGUGGAUUUUACCGACAACCGGAACGCCAGAGCACAGCUGGGACACAGACUAUAGGAAAGUAGCGGAACAGCGAACAAGAGGAACCAUGGGACACGGAGUGGGCUGAACCAGAGGCUCUAGCAACACACACCAGUUGUUUCCCACUGUGGUGUAUGACAUGGCCACGGCCUCGUCUAGAGCGGAGACUAGCCAUAACCACAGAGGAACGUCACAGCUCCAUGCCAUUGUUUCCUGUGCCAAACUCAAGAGGAAGAAGAGUUCCCUUUUUGGGACUGCCAUUUAUGUGGAGGUGACAGCUGAGGGGGAGUCGCGGCACACCAGGAAGUCUCAUAGCUCUUCUAAUCCUAAAUGGGAUGAGAGGCUCACGCUGAAUGUAACACCACACACACAGGUGGAUUUCAAAGUAUGGAGCCACCACACCCUGAAAGCAGAUGCUCUGCUGGGCAAAGCCACGCUGGACCUCACUCGAGCCUUGGAGCAGCAUGACAGAAAAUUAGAGAAUGUGAAGGAAGUGCUGAAGCUGAGUGUGGAGCAGAAGGGGGUCACAGUGCCCAUGGGGGAGCUGACUGUGUACCUAGAUGGACUGACUGUCACUGACCAGGAGGAUCUGGCACCACUUACCAAUGGCAAUGCACCAAAUGGCUCCAGUGAGCUCAGUAUUUAUGUUUGGGAAGUCCAACAGAAUGGUGAUGCCAUCCAUGAAAACGGAGACUCAUCUUCCUCUUCCUCAAGGGCUGCCAACAGCACAGUGAAUGGUACAGACUUGGGCCAGAGGUCAGGUUCCUGUUCGGCCUCCAGUGGUGCAGACGUUCAGGUGCCUUCCAGCUCCUGCAGCCCUGCUCUUGUUCAUGCUGUCAACGGAGACUCCACAACCAACUCCACCCCUGUCCACCAACCCUCAGACAGCGAUACAGAGAGUAGGAUGGUUAAUGGGGAGUCCUGUGAUGCUGCUGCAGGGCAGUCGUCUACUACAAGAAGUGAUGUGCUGCCCUCUGGAAGUGACCAUGAGGACUGCAUUCAGGAUGCUGCCCUGCCAGACUCUGACACAGCACCAAAUAGCACAUCUCAACCCCUACCAACGUCCACAUCAUCUUCAGCCUCUUCUGUUGCUGCUAAACCUGCUGAUGGGGCUUCUGCCACUGCUGCUGCCCCCUCUUCUUCCUCCACGUUCACCUCUUCAAACCAAGGGGCCACCACCAUCACAACGUCCUCCUCAUCAUCCUCCCCAGCACUGGGAGAAGCAAAUGCUUCAGGAAGUGGAAGUGGUAGCUGUAGUAGCAGUGCAACUGUAACUACAGAUGGGGCCAAGCCCAGGCAGCAGGCCCCCAAUGCUGGAGCCUCAGAUCCUCUACCACCGGGGUGGGAGCAGAGAAAAGACCCACAUGGGAGAACGUACUAUGUAGACCACAACACCAGGACUACUACCUGGGAAAGACCACAGCCACUACCACCAGGUUGGGAACGUCGAGUGGAUGAUAGGGGGAGGAUCUAUUAUGUGGACCACAACACCCGCACCACCACAUGGCAGCGUCCCACUAUGGAAUCGGUGCGCAAUUUUGAGCAGUGGCAGAGCCAGCGCAGCCAGCUGCAGGGAGCUAUGCACCAGUUUAACCAGAGAUACCUCUACUCUGCAUCCAUGAUGUCUGCUGAAAAUGAUCCUCUUGGCCCAUUGCCUCCUGGUUGGGAGAGGCGCGUUGACUCCAACGAUAGAGUGUACUUUGUCAACCAUAAUACAAAGACAACACAGUGGGAAGACCCUCGAACCCAAGGGCUACAGAAUGAGGAUCCUCUGCCUGAAGGUUGGGAGAUCCGGUACACAAGGGAAGGGGUUCGCUAUUUUGUGGAUCACAACACCCGAACCACUACUUUCAGCGACCCACGUACCGGGAAGUCUUCUGUCACCAAAGGCCCUCAGAUUGCAUACGAGCGCAGCUUCCGAUGGAAGCUUGCUCAUUUCCGCUACUUGUGCCAGUCUAAUGCUCUCCCAAGCCAUGUGAAGAUCACUGUCUCCAGGCAGACGCUGUUUGAAGACUCCUUUCAGCAAAUUAUGGCCCUGAAGCCUUACGACUUGAGGAGGCGACUGUAUGUCAUCUUCAGAGGCGAGGAGGGUCUAGAUUAUGGUGGCCUAGCCCGAGAGUGGUUCUUCUUGUUGUCCCAUGAAGUGCUGAACCCCAUGUACUGUCUGUUUGAAUACGCGGGCAAAAGCAACUAUUGUCUUCAGAUCAAUCCAGCCUCAGCCAUCAACCCCGACCACCUCUCCUACUUCUGCUUCAUAGGCCGCUUUAUUGCAAUGGCACUUUUCCAUGGCAAGUUCAUUGACACGGGCUUCUCUCUGCCUUUCUACAAACGCAUGCUGAACAAGAAGCUGAUACUCAAAGACCUUGAGUCCAUUGACCCGGAGUUCUACAACUCACUCAUAUGGAUCAGGGACAACAACAUCGAGGAAUGCGGUCUGGAGAUGUAUUUCUCUGUAGACAUGGAGAUCUUAGGGAAGAUCACGUCUCAUGACCUCAAACCCAAUGGUGCCAACAUCCAGGUCACUGAAGAGAACAAGGAGGAGUACAUCAGUCUGAUGGCAGAGUGGAGGUUCUCUCGUGGGGUGGAAGGUCAAACCAAAGCGUUCCUCGAUGGCUUCAAUGAGGUGGUUCCACUUCAGUGGCUUCAGUACUUUGAUGAAAAGGAGCUGGAGGUGAUGCUGUGUGGCAUGCAGGAAGUAGACCUGCAGGACUGGCAGAGAAACACGGUGUAUCGUCACUACACCAGAAACAGCAAACAGAUCAUCUGGUUCUGGCAGCUGGUGAAAGAGGUAGACAAUGAGGUGCGACUACGGCUCAUGCAGUUUGUCACUGGAACCUGCAGGCUUCCUCUGGGCGGCUUUGCUGAACUCAUGGGAAGUAAUGGACCGCAGAAGUUCUGCAUUGAGAAAGUGGGGAAAGAUACAUGGCUCCCCCGGAGCCACACGUGUUUUAACCGUCUGGACUUGCCUCCUUACAAGAGUUACGAGCAGCUGAAAGAGAAGCUGCUCUUUGCCAUCGAGGAAACAGAAGGAUUUGGCCAAGAAUAGAGGGAGGGGUCCUCUUCUAUUUCCGUUCCUCCCCCAUCGCUGUUUGUUCAGCCAAGAAAAACAAACUUCAAAAAAAUUGCACAAGAUAACCACCACUGUAUAUAAGCUAUUUUGACAUUUUAAACCAAAUCCUAAUUUGCUGCAUCAUUUUUGCCGCAACCCUCUCCCCCCAGUCCCUAUAUAUCUAAAUAUAUAUCUAUAUAAUACACCAUCAUGAAAUAUGCAAGCAUUUCAGCAUUUUGCUCCUCUAUUCAAAAACAGAAAUCAUUGAUAUUUUUUUAAUUUCCUUCCCACUGCUGGCUUUUAAAAAGAGACUGAAAUUGUUUUUGAGAGGAUUUUAUAGAAAAAGCACUGUCUUCUUUUAAAGCUCUAGUUCUAUAGAGCUUUAAAAGGCUAGGGUAGAGCAUCGGGGUCUGGUGCCUGAAAUUCUUGUUCCUGUUGGACCCAUAGUAAUUUUGCA
Messenger RNA from Archocentrus centrarchus (flier cichlid), 3572 nucleotides. RefSeq names its product WW domain containing E3 ubiquitin protein ligase 1 (gene wwp1). The transcript has 25 exons. Gene Ontology annotation, biological process: protein ubiquitination; proteasome-mediated ubiquitin-dependent protein catabolic process. Gene Ontology annotation, cellular component: cytoplasm. Gene Ontology annotation, molecular function: protein binding; ubiquitin protein ligase activity. The record is from RefSeq and is a predicted model, not a curated record. Bases 206 to 3112 code for a protein of 968 amino acids. NCBI's taxonomy places the organism in Eukaryota, Metazoa, Chordata, Actinopteri, Cichliformes, Cichlidae.